Molecule: messenger RNA, 1145 nt
Organism: Cynara cardunculus var. scolymus (artichoke)
Lineage: Eukaryota; Viridiplantae; Streptophyta; Magnoliopsida; Asterales; Asteraceae
Product: ethylene-responsive transcription factor 5-like
Exons: 1
Coding region: 21-851 (276 amino acids)
Biological process (GO): ethylene-activated signaling pathway; regulation of DNA-templated transcription
Molecular function (GO): DNA binding; DNA-binding transcription factor activity
Source: RefSeq, a predicted model, not a curated record
UCUCUCUCUGCCCCCUAAAUAUGGCAUCGCUCGAUGAAUUUUCAGCUUUAGAUCUCAUCCGCCAACACCUUCUUAUUGAUGAUUUAUCCUUCCUUCAGACAUAUUCUGUUCUCGCCGAUCAUGAACACGAACCCACUGUUGGUUUUCCUCUAACUUCAUCAUCAUCUUCCUCUUCUUCUUUUAAGUCCUCUGUGAUUGCUCAGAUUCAAACCAACGAUCCUGUUUCGGAUCACCCAUUCGAAUUCGGAGUAGAUCCCUUGCCGAUGCUUCGAACGGAAAAAACUAGCAACAACGGUUUUAAUGAACGAAAAACCUCUGUGAAUAUGUCGUUUCCAUUUCAUCCACCUACAAUCGUGAAAUCCGGUGUCGUAUUCAAGGAGAAGGAUUUUGAGGACAGGAAGCAUUACAGGGGAGUAAGACAACGGCCGUGGGGAAAGUUCGCGGCGGAGAUCCGUGAUCCCAGCAAAAAAGGGACUAGGGUUUGGCUUGGGACUUACGACACCGCUGUGGAGGCCGCUAAGGCGUAUGAUCGGGCGGCGUUUAAGCUUCGUGGCAACAAAGCCAUAUUGAAUUUCCCGCUCGAAAUUGGAAAUUCCGAUGAAGCGGAAACGGAGACGAAGGUUGUAAGGAGUAAUAGCCGUAAAAGAGCUGCCGGAAAGUCUGAGGUGGAAGUGAAUGAAACUCGGAAAGAAGUCAAAGUAGAACCGGAGACGGCAGACUCUAGGGCAGCCUUAACGCCGACUAGCUGGACAGCGGUUCUUGACGGUGGUGACGGUAACGAUAUAUUCGAGGUCCGAUCAUCAUCACCUUAUCCUAGCAUUGACUUUACAUCCGGUUGUAUGGUCACUUAACGACGAUUUCAUGGCGUUUACUGUAUUUGGAAAUACAUCAAACAGCCGUUAGUAGUUUCGCACUGUUUGUAAUUUUAAAUCGUAAAUUAAGGGUAGUUAUUAUUAUUAUAACAAAAAAUUGUGGAAAUUAAAUCAUCUUUUAAACCACAUAUUUUUGUAUAAACGCUCUAGAAUUUAGAUUAAAAUUUUUAUUCAAAUCAAAUAUUAUUUUUCUUAGCAUACACUUCAUGAUUUAUAUGUACUGAUGUUUAAUCUAGAUUUGCCCGAAGUCCAUGAGUCCAGUGCUUUUGAUUU